Molecule: messenger RNA, 634 nt
Organism: Durusdinium trenchii
Lineage: Eukaryota; Dinophyceae; Suessiales; Symbiodiniaceae
Source: the annotation of a GenBank genome assembly
GUCGGUGAAUUCCUGAGUCUUCUUGUCCACCUUGACCGCUUCUGAGAAGUGCCUUGAGUCUUGCUGGCGCUCUCACUCAGCGCGCUCGCGUGCACUCGCCUGCAAUGUCGAUGAUGACAGCGGCACGCUUUGGGGAGAUCUUAUCUCAACGGCCCGGAAAAGAGAUGAUCCCCGAGUUCGAUGCCCCGAAAGAGUAUGUUGGCAAGUCCACGGUCACUGUGAAGAUUGAUGGAAAGGACGAAGUGGUGCAAAUGGAUCCCGACAAUGGCCCGAUGCUGUGGACACCCGAUGGAAGUCGACUCUAUACCUACAUCACCUAUUGCGACCCCUGCGUCAUGGGCGCCGGCUGCUCUCGUCAAGACAAGAGCUGGUCGCAUAUGACGUUCACGGAGCAGACCAUUCAAGUCCACAUGGUCGCCAAGUGCAACCGCCGUCGCAAGGAACUCUAUGGAGUUGUUUGAUGAAGGACAUCUUCACUUUUGAUGUGCUUUGACCAGCCCCCGGCUUUGGUGAAAAGAGUGGCGACCUCACACACCCGGCAGUGCACCUGGUUUGGGGGGGUGGAAACCCAUCACGCAGAAAGGCAAGGUGCACAAAUGAUCUCGGUGACCCUUCAGACAAACAAAGGAUGAAG